CGAUUCCGUUACGUCGAACGUCGGCGUACUCACGGCCAGCUAUCAACUUUAAUGCAUUUGCUACAAAGUAGCACUUGUUCGGAAAAAGAACAAAAAACGUCUUUGAACCUUUUAUUGCAAAACUCUGAUUAUACGCCAUACAAACGCGUGUGUCAGUCACAGAGAGACUCUUAAUAAAGCUUUAUUUUGAUACACGUGAACACGUUUACUCAUUUUACAUGUUAAAAGUUUAAAGUUAAAUGUAAAAUGUCCUGCAAACGCGUCUGAUAAAGCUGAAUGACUUUUCUGCAGACGACAUCAGGUCAGUGGCAGAUGAGGAAGUAGCGGUCUGACUGAAACAAAUGGACAGGAUAUGAGACUCACAGCUCAUGAAAAUUUGUUUACAACAGAGAUUAUAACGCCGAAAACAAAUUCGGAUUGAUUGAGUGAAACACUGUGAAGUAUAAAGAGACCAACCCAAAAGACUUAUCGCCAUGACGACCUCAGCACCAAUCAGAUUACGUGUUUUCUCUCUCAACUGCUGGGGGAUCAGAUACCUCAGUAAGAACUGCAUAGAGCGAUUUGUUCUGAUCGGAGACCUGCUGAAUCAGGAACAGCUUGAUAUAGCAUUACUGCAGGAGGUCUGGUGCGAGAAAGACUUUCUGUUUUUAAAGAAGAAUCUUGGCAGUGUCUAUCCGUAUUCACAUUAUUUUAAAAGUGGAUUUAUAGGGAGCGGAUUGGCCGUCUUUUCCAGACAUCGAAUCCAUGAUGCCUUUUUGUACAGAUACUCAUUAAAUGGAUAUCCAUACAUGGCACAACAUGGCGACUGGUUUGGUGGCAAGGCCGUCGGGAAGGUCUUGCUUAACAUCAGUGGGCUGACGGUUCAUGUCUUUGUAACUCAUCUGCAUGCAGAAUAUUGCAGAGAGAAAGAUUCGUAUCUCCCGCACCGAGUGGUUCAAGCCUGGGAGCUGCAACAGUUCAUAAGGCAUACUAGUGCUGGAGCGGAUGUGGUGAUUCUGGGUGGAGAUCUGAACAUGCAUCCGGACGAUCUCGGUACCAGACUGCUGAGAAACUACACUGGACUAAUGGAUAGCUUCAGUGAGGCCGCCAAGUUUGACGGAUGUGAGGAAGGAUUCACCCAUAUAUCUGAAAACCCUUUCACACACACGGAUGGUCUCGUUCCAUUUGGGGGAGGAGUUCGGAUAGACUACAUCCUGUUCAAGGGAUCAGGGGAAGUAGAUGUGAGCUGUGAGUCUUUGUCCACCACUAAAGGUCCAGUUCCUGGACAGCCUUUUCCUUACUCUGACCAUGAAGCUCUCACUGCCGAGUUCCUGUUUACACCAACUAAAAAGGGAAAUGGAUGCUCAGAGAGAGAAUUUGGCUGUGUUUCAGAUAAGCUUCCUGAGCUGAUCAACACAGUCAAUGAAGCUCGUACUGAAGUAAAGGUGGGUCUACACUGCUCUGAGCGCAUGCGCCACACCGCGGCACGUACAGGCAUCAUGGGUCUUGUCCUGUUAGUACUUGAGCUAGCCAUCGCCGCUGUCCCAUUGUUUGCUCUGGGAGCUGAACAGCCCUUUCCUAAAGCCUCUUUCUACCUGCUGGGGGCGCUGUGCUUUGCAGUCCUCCUCUCUACGCUGAUGCUCUACAUCUUCUACAGCAUUGAGGUGAAGGCACUGCAAGGCACGGAGGACCAGAUGAGACUGGCACUAAGUAGCCUUCAUGAACGGAUUAAGGAGUCUCCCAAAGUUCUAUCCUCGGACCAUUUGCAAAAUCCACUAGACAGCAAGGAUUCUGUGCAUUUGUAGCCAGAUAGCUGAAUUAAAUGUGGUGUUUGGAUGGAAUUCUGAACUGAAACUGGAGAAGGAGACUGGGUCACUAUUUUAUGAUGUCUUAACUCAACUGAACACACCCGCUUUUAUAAAGUAUUCUGCUUUUUCACACUGUUUAAAGGUUUUUUUGUUUGUUUGUUUUGACUACAUUUUAAAGGAUAUUCUGGGAACAAAGAAAGCAGGAAAUUAGACAACAAGUUAGCAAAAUAAUUAAUUUCAUGACAGAUCUACUUCACUUUAGAACAGUUGCUCUUAACCAGGUGGCCUCAGCAAACUUGAGGCUGCAGGAUGAUAUAUAUAUAUAUAUAUAUAUAUAUAUAUAUAUAUAUAUAUAUAUAUAUAUAUAUAUAUAAUACAUUAUACAUUAAUAUAAUACAUAAUUAAUAUUGUUGUUAUUAAUAAUAGGAAUAUUAUUAAUAAUUUUAAUGUAAAUUAAUAUGAUUAAUUUUAAUUAUAAUAAUUAAAAUGCUAAAAAACCCAUUCAAUCGUGAACUGAAAUCACAUUUCUUUUUUCCCACAAUAACUAAUAAAUUGUUUUUAGCGAAAAUCAUACAGUUCUUAAAACUUCUGCAAUCAUUAUAUAUGAAUGAAUGAAUGAAUGUAUAUAUGUAUGUAGGUACUGUAGGUUGAGAACCAGUACUUUAGAAGAAUGGACCACUAUCAAUCACAUAUGACAGCUCAUAAUCACUUGCUAAUUGAAUAUUCUUUUGUUCGUUAACCUUUGUAAGUGAAGACCUGCUGGGCAGGUGUUUCUGUCCUUUAUACAUGUUAAAUGUUUCCAAUCACCAGCUUUUGAAGUUUGCAUUUAUUGUGAUCGUGUAUGGUUAUGUUCAUAAUAAGGCCAUUUUGGGAUACCAGGAACAACCUCAUAUCUUCAGCUAUUUUACAGUUUGGGGAAAGUCAAGGUGAGAAAGAUAAAAGCAUACAAUGCAUUGUCAUGAUGUUGUCAUUUAGAUUUUGUUUUGUCAAACCACUCCAGAACUGUGUCUGUGAAGUUAUUUUCCUUUUGUUUAACAUGUCAACAACCUCAUUUAUCUCUAAUAUAACAGUUUUGUUACACAAGUCUACCUUUUAUAAAAAGAAUAAACAAUGCACAUCAAUUUUUCA
Molecule: messenger RNA, 2915 nt
Organism: Megalobrama amblycephala (Wuchang bream)
Lineage: Eukaryota; Metazoa; Chordata; Actinopteri; Cypriniformes; Xenocyprididae
Gene: smpd2b
Product: sphingomyelin phosphodiesterase 2b
Exons: 11
Coding region: 474-1784 (436 amino acids)
Cellular component (GO): cytoplasm
Molecular function (GO): sphingomyelin phosphodiesterase activity
Source: RefSeq, a predicted model, not a curated record